AUGCGACCGCGACGGUGUGGCUCUAUGGGCGGGUGGCUCUCGGUCUGCGGGCUGCGGUCGCACCUCCUCCCACCGGCGCUCUUGCUGCAGCGGGCGGUGCUGGAGACCCGGCCGUCGACGGGCAAAGGUGAUAACCAUGGAUCAGAGGCGCUCAAAGUGCUGUCAUCAUUCGAGUGGGACGAAUGCACCGCCCUGCUUGACGACCCGGCCAUGCUCUCCAUGCAGAUGUCGCAAACGCCGCGUGUCGAGCCGACGUCACAGGGCUCAAUCGCGCUGCCCAUGCCACCGUCGGCCUCGAGUCAGCGCCCGCGUCCACCGCCGCCUGCCGCGCAAACGACGUCUUCGUCACAGAGGCAGUCGAUGCGGCUCGCCAGCCGAUCGACCGGCUCGCUGACUGCGCCGGUGCGUCCGCUGAACAUGGCGUCGCAGAAGGGCGGCGAGACACCGCAGCGGCAGAGCUCGCUCUUCUCGUCUCACGCCUCGCAAUCGCUGUCGGCCGCGAGCCCGGCCGUGACGCGAGCGAGGACCGAAGGCAGUGUACAUAUGGGGCCGCGGCUGGCAGAACCGCCGACGCCGAGCAACAAGCCCAUCCAAUUAAUGACCCGCGACGAGCUGGUUGCCCAGCUGCAGACUAAGAUCGGCGAGAUCACCAACUUGCGCGACAGGUUUGUGGUUCAUGAGCGUGAGCUCGUCGAGGCCCGGGCCCGUGAGAUGCAGGCGCGUCAGAACGCGCAGAUGGAAACCAACGGGGCCAUCAAGCGCCUGACCGACGAGGUCAACCAGAUGCGAACAGAGCUGUCGUUCAAGCAGAAUGAGGCCCGCAACCACGAGGAAGAGGCCCGCAGGCUACAACGCCAGCUCAAGCAGGUCAACGAGGCCAAGGGUGCCCAGCAGCAGUUCUUUCAAGAGGAGAUGCGCCGCAUGCGCGAGUCGCUCACUGCAGGAGGCGGUGCUCUCAGCUCCGGCCGCUCGGCCCGCGCGGGGAGCUCGUCACAGACUCCCACCUCGGGCCGCCCACGUCGAGCACGUACGCUUGCUGGCUCGGCUCCCCCGCCGCAACCGCCAGCACCAAGCCCGGCCCAUAUGAUGAUGUUUGGCGAGGGCUUUCUCGACACCCCUGUCCGCCCAACCCGUACCACCAGCGGUGCAUCGGCUCUAGAGACAAGCUCUUCACCGCCAGUCGAGGCGCCGCCACCGCCACCGCGCAUGCGGAUGCGCGACGCGCUUCACGCCCACCUCAACGACCUCGACGACUACCGCCGGCUCGUCCAUGCCCUCUUCAGCCAUGUGCCAAGUGCGGUGCAUCUGCUGCUGCAGUCAACAGGCACGCCCGACACGGCAGCGACCAUCAAUGCGGCCGGCGAAGCUGGUCUUGCGCCGCGGCUACCAGGCAGCCCGGUACACCGGCCGCGGAUGCGGCUCGGCUUCUCGCACACCACGCCUGUGGCGUCGCAAGUUCUCGGCUCGGGCGGCGGCACACUGAGUGUCGGCGGCAGCGCCGGUCCGCGGCCCGGAGGACUUGAGGCCAGCUACGAUGCCGACGCUCUCUCGCAAGCGCUACUCGGCAUCCUCCUCCGGAUGCUUGCCACCUCGUGUGAGCCGGCGUGCCUCCCGGACCUUUUUGCUCUCCUUGGCGCCAACCUAGUGGCCGAGGCGCCGGCCAAGGUCCACGCCGCGGUGCUGUCGGUACUCGGUGCGAUCCUCGCGUUCUCGCCCGACGCACGAACCCUGCUCGCCAACUCGGCGACCGCUGACGCCGAGCUUGGCUUUGGUGCCGGCGGAAGUCAGGGCGCCGGUUUUGAUCCCGUCUCUUCGCCGCUAGCUGGUGCCAUUGUUGACUCUGACGACGACGCCGCCGCCGGGCACGGCUCAGGCCCGCGAGCGAUGGACCUCGGCGGCGAGCGGUGGGACGACGAGCGUGCCGCGAUGAACCCGAUCCAGGUCGUCCGCUACAUGCUCGACAACUUUGAAAAGUUCAUGGCGGACGAGACGGUGGCAGCGCUGGUGGCGGCGCUCACCUUUGUGGCUCGCGCGCUCCCGCCGGACACGCUCGCCUCGUUCCGCAUCCUGUUCUCGCGCGGCUACCUCGACGCGCUGCUCUCGCCAAAGCAGCCGCUGGCCAUCCGUGAGGGCGCUGUCGAGCUGCUGCAGGCGCUCGUCCGCGCGCCGCGGCUCCUGGCGCUCCUGCUUGAGCCAAGCAGGACGUCGCCGCUGCUGCGGGUGGCGGCACUGCUCUCGGCGUCGACCGAGUACGCGCCCGACGAGGUCCGCCGCCUCCGCCGGCGCGUCGUCCGCAUCCUGUCGUACGUCGUGGCAACGAGCGAUGCCGGGCUGGAGACGCUGCUCGACACGACUCCGCUGCCGCAGGCAACCGGAACGCUUGGCUCGCAGAUUGCAGCCUCGCAGGUCCUCGGCACCGCCAUGUCGCAAACUGCUGGCACAACUGCCCGAAACCGGAGCCUUGUCCUCAUCGUCCGACUGGUCGAGGCGCUCUCGCAAGAGGUCUUUGUUCUUGGUCCUCCGCCGGCGUCAGGAACGCGGUUUGCCCUCGCCCUGUCCGACACGCACUCGCCUGCCACCGUCGCCGCCUCUGCCGCCUACAUGCGCGACAUCCUCGUGCUCAUCGGCAUGGCGCUGCACAUGCGGCCGGACCUGCUCCUCCCGCAGCUUGAGCCGCUGCUCCCGGUCUUUCUGUCAUCCACGUCGUGGAUCGCCGGCGUCGCCGCCAGCCGACCCGACUCUCAGAUUGCCGCCCUCGCCCCGCUCGCCACCCUUCUUGUCGACGCCAUCGCCACCGAAGCCGAGUCGCUCAGCAGCGGCGAGCCCGACUUGUGUGUCGUUGACAUGGACGUUGUCGAGCCGCAGCAGGCCAGCUCGAUUGCAAGCGGUAUGAUCAACGCCGUCCCGCCAUCCUCCAGCGAUGGCGAUGAAUGA
This is a messenger RNA of Thecamonas trahens ATCC 50062, 2934 nucleotides long. RefSeq lists its product as uncharacterized. The transcript is spliced from 2 exons. NCBI's taxonomy places the organism in Eukaryota, Apusomonadida, Apusomonadidae. The record is from RefSeq and is a predicted model, not a curated record. The coding region runs from base 1 to 2934 and encodes 977 amino acids.